Messenger RNA from Umbelopsis ramanniana AG, 2252 nucleotides. RefSeq lists its product as uncharacterized. Gene Ontology annotation, molecular function: protein binding. The transcript has 2 exons. The coding region runs from base 296 to 2194 and encodes 632 amino acids. The record is from RefSeq and is a predicted model, not a curated record. Lineage: Eukaryota; Fungi; Mucoromycota; Umbelopsidomycetes; Umbelopsidales; Umbelopsidaceae.
CACUAUUGCUUCUCCAAGAAUCCUUUGCGAAAUGGCCAUUACAUAAAAUAUAGAAAGUGCUUUACGCCACAUAACUUGCCUUCUUUGCCAUACAAUGCUUUCCUGCUUUGUUGCUCACGCGACAAGGCGGUGUCCUGUAAAGCCUGACAUACUCUUUGGACAACUGCGUCCAGCACUACUACUAGUCGUUGCAAUACUUGGUAUAUGCUCACACAAACAAAAACUCAACCAACUGAAAACAUCAAUGCUACCACCAAUGCGGGGAAGACCAGUGUAACCUUUACCGAAAACAGCUAUGGGCACUGGGUUGGUGCCUGGGAAAGAGCUCAUAGCAACAAACAACUUUUGCGAUUCACACCUCAAUCACAUCACUCGACUCCAUCCCAACAUGCUCUAUCACGGAAAUUCAUUUUUGAACUACGACCUUUGGAUGAACAUAACGUCGUACUUGGAAGUCCAAGACGUUUUGAACGCCUCCAUGUCCUGCCGAGCUUGGUAUAGGCAGCUGGCCCAUCAAUCUCUGUGGGAAAAAGUAUAUACCAGUAUACUUCCUGGUUAUCCAACUGACCAUUUUCGAAUUAAUCAUGAUAUAUUGAACUGCGCUCGGCCUGAAUUCGUUUCAAUGGACGGAAAUGGGCCUGCAAUGCUGAGCAAGUGGUAUAAGACAUCAUGGAAGCAGCGGGCAGUGUAUCUGGCGCAUAUCCUUCGCGUACAAUCGGCGGUUAUAUCAACCAUGAGGCAAAAGACAAAAGCGUUCUUGGACAUACCAGCCCAGCCAUUGCAUGAUGUCGAGCGAAUUAAUCGGUUCGAGCGGACCUAUGGUGCCACCUUUCCCAUUGACUUUGUCAUUUUUGCAAUUUACUUUGCACAUCACCUGCGAGUGGACCAAUCCAAUCGCCAUGAACCCAGUAUGGGGCUUGUGUCAGGAGAAUGCUUUGAAAACCCUCAUUUGUGGAAGUACUGGGCUGACAAAUUCAACUUUCAGGCCUUGAAUUUAGGCAACUCACAGCAGCCGAUUAUCAUGGAGGGAUAUGGACCACUGCAAGACCAAACCUUUCGCAACAUGAUGAUCUUCCCUUUCUCGCAACUCACCAAAUGCGACGAGUUGAACAAGGCACAAUUUCUUGGAAUGGCGCUCAGUAGAGAUAACAGUUUCCCUCCCAUGCGACCAAAAAAUGGCCGGCUCCCCCAUGUUCCUGAUGAUAGCAACUUGGAAGACGCUUCAGGGUUUGUUUAUCGGGCAUCUUUCACUGCUUUGCAAGAGAAGACAUAUGGAUUAGAAGCCUUAUGCGAAAGCUUCACUGACUACCUCGUUCAAUACACGGGUGUAGUACUAGAGUACGGGGAUGUACCUCAAUAUGGCCGAAUCGGCUUUGUGGACUUGAUGAUAGGGUUACCAAGAGACCAUUCUCCAAAGAUAUCCAUUUUGUUACCGCACGCUCUUGAUUGGGACAUUGGUAGUUACCUUCCCACUGAAUUCACUCUCAUGGACUCAAGCAUUCCAGUCUUUACAUCACUUGAACAUCAAAUCGAUUGUAGUUAUUCGAAGGCAGUUGACAAUUUGGGCUACGCAACAGAAAGCUCAGUAGCGGUACCUCCAAGGCAAUUAUUUAUGGCUGCACAGGAUCAACAUCGGCACAAUCAACUUCACAGUCGUCAUGAUGUAAAAGCACCAAAACCAAACACAAUUAAACUGGCUGAUUUUGGCACCGGACAAUAUCCACCAGUAAUGACCAUUCGAUUGCCCUUAGAUGUAUACCAGCGUCUCAUGGAACAAGCUGAAGAGUGGAUAUCUACUUCAGGAUCGACGUUGGGGACGAUAACUAGACAGGUGGACGGAACACAGCUGCAAGUAAUUCGACACAUCACUUCUGAUAUGAUGGGCCUGUAUCACCUGCACCAUAGAUGUAUGCCAGUUUCAUUGUUCUACGACACGGCUGAGCGAACGGCGUAUGAUUUCAUCUUGACAAGCAAGGAAUUUUAUGACCAUGUCAAGGCUUUGGAGACCGAAAUUAUCAAAUACUCGGCUUUUGAGCUUGGGGUUAUUGCCAAGCGCUUCAAGCACCAGUUGAACCAUUUGGGGUAUUUAAUAGGACGUUUUGAGAACCCGAAGACGGACUGGAUGGUUCGAGUUAAGGCAGACCUUGGCGAGAUUCCUAGCUUGACUUGGAAUGAAUUUAAUUCAAAGUGUUAGUUUGGAUCAUCCUUCUUCUCCUUAAAGAGCAAUAAAUGACCACAGGCUUUUUGAUGUA